AUGGAAGGCUCGAAAUUGACAAGCGAAGACUUCAAUGUGUUCUUGAAGCACUGGAUGACUGGAGGAUGUUCUAAAUUGGAACUGUUGCUUGUUUUUGUUCAAGAAUCAAUCAAUUUUGAGUCUGUAUUCAACGGCGUGGAGUUCAUUGAACGAGGAGACGAUGUGGAACGCGUUUACUUUGUCGAAGAAACCCGUACUCCUCAUACUAUCAGAGGAGGUUUUGAUGUGAAGCGAUCAAAUGUCACGGCAACUGUCGUCGUUUCUCCCGGGCAUCAUUUUUGCAUGAUUGUUUGUAUUCAUCCAAUGACUACCCCAUUCCGCCUAUUCUCUCUUCCAUAUGUUCCUCUUAAACAAGUUUUAGACAAUCUCGGACCACAUGGAAUCAUUAUCCUCUCUUUGUGCUCUCAAAGAUCAAAAAGCGUUGCGGUUUCAUAUAGGGGACCGUCCAAAAAUGUUCGGCUGACACUAGACUUUGGACUAGGGGAUAGUCUGGAAAACUCUAAUGAAUCAAAAACAAAUGUGCUGUUGAGAGUGGAAGAAACAGGAAAGCUUCCGAUGGAUGAGAUAUUGGAAACUGUCAGAAUUGGCAGUUUUGAGAAAGUUCCAGUGAAAAUAGUACAAGGAAUUAUGGGGAGAGAACACCUAAUCACAUAUUGGGAGGAUCGGAUGACUGGAGUGGCGGCGAUUGGGGAUUACGGUAGAAAGAUAUUCAAUCAGGAUAUUCAUGAAGUGUGGAUUGGAGAGAAACAAGCAGAGGAUGAUCAUAGACGAGCAGCCGAGUGGGUUAAGAAUUCUCAAGAGACAAUUCAAAUCCUCCAUUGUGAUUUCAAACCAAAAAUCGAUAAUGAUCUCGAUUUUAUAUUGGAAAAUUUCAACUACACUGAAAAAAUGUCACUUAAUGUGAAUCCAUCGCCCAACUAUUGCCCUGCAAAGCCUCCAAAAUUCAGCGUUGAUUUCCUUUAUAUUAUACUCAGUUUUUGGAUUAAACAAGACCAUUUACUGUCGAUGGACUGCAAGUAUAUAGCGCUGGAAGACUCAACAUUGUGCAGCCGAGAUUUGAAUGUGUUUAUAAAGCAUUGGAUGACAGGAGGAUGUUCUAAACUGAAAGAUUUUACUGCUGAUAUCGAGAAAGCAGUUGAUUAUGAAGUUGUAUUAGACGGUGUGGAUUUUGUAGAAAGAGGAAGAGAUGUGGAAAGGAUUUAUGUAGAUGAAACAAACAGCCAUCAUACUAUGCGAGGCGGUUUCGAUUUCAAACGACCAAGUGAUAAUGCCAAAGUGACUAUCAUAAACGGCGGUGAGAAUUGGAAAUUCUUUUGGAUGAUUGUCUGGCCAGAUUUCGCUGGAAAUUCCUAUGAAGAUUAA
Messenger RNA from Caenorhabditis remanei, 1362 nucleotides. RefSeq lists its product as uncharacterized. Gene Ontology annotation, molecular function: protein binding. Gene Ontology annotation, biological process: embryo development. The record is from RefSeq and is a predicted model, not a curated record. The coding region runs from base 1 to 1362 and encodes 453 amino acids. The transcript has 5 exons. Lineage: Eukaryota; Metazoa; Nematoda; Chromadorea; Rhabditida; Rhabditidae.